UUAACAUUUGAACAAUCAUUUCACAGGGCAAAUUAAAUCGUGUGUAUAUACAUACAUAUAUGCUGAUUUUGCAGAAGCAAAAGCAAGAUUUGGCGAGGGAACUGAAUUUAAGGCCUCGACAAGUUGAGGUGUGGUUUCAGAACAGAAGAGCCAGGAUGAAGCUUAAGCAAACGGAAGUAGACUGCGAGUUCUUGAAGAAAUGCUACGAGACGCUGACGGACGAGAACAAGAGGCUGGAGAAGGAGCUACAAGAACUGAAAGCGCUAAAACUAGCGCAGCCCUUGUACAUGAUGCAAUUGCCAAUGGCUACACUGACCAUGUGCCCUUCUUGUGAAAGGGUCGGCAGAGUUGGUGAAAACUCUUCCAGUAAGAGCCCAUUUUCCAUGGCCCCAAAACCACACUUCUUUAAUUCCUUGACCAAUCCAUCUGCAGCUUGUUAGCUAGCUUUUAAUGUAGCGAAAGAGA
This is a messenger RNA of Coffea eugenioides, 465 nucleotides long. Its product is annotated as homeobox-leucine zipper protein HAT22-like. Lineage: Eukaryota; Viridiplantae; Streptophyta; Magnoliopsida; Gentianales; Rubiaceae. Gene Ontology annotation, biological process: regulation of DNA-templated transcription. The record is from RefSeq and is a predicted model, not a curated record. Gene Ontology annotation, molecular function: DNA-binding transcription factor activity, RNA polymerase II-specific; sequence-specific DNA binding.